This is a messenger RNA of Poecilia latipinna (sailfin molly), 1944 nucleotides long. RefSeq names its product paired box protein Pax-2-B-like. Bases 964 to 1944 code for a protein of 326 amino acids. NCBI's taxonomy places the organism in Eukaryota, Metazoa, Chordata, Actinopteri, Cyprinodontiformes, Poeciliidae. Gene Ontology annotation, biological process: regulation of transcription by RNA polymerase II; anatomical structure development. The transcript is spliced from 7 exons. The record is from RefSeq and is a predicted model, not a curated record. Gene Ontology annotation, molecular function: RNA polymerase II cis-regulatory region sequence-specific DNA binding; DNA-binding transcription factor activity, RNA polymerase II-specific.
UUAUCUGAAUUGCUUUUAUUACAGUUAUUAUUAAUGCAAUGUGCUCUUUGUCGGACAAAGGCACAAAAUGAGUUCUCAUUAUUAUUUUUGAUAAUAUUUUUUUUCGAAAUUUUACUGUAAGCAAGAACGUAACUUUCCAAUGUCUAAUAAACACAUGUUUGCAAGUCGGACCCUGUCUCUUAUUUAUUACCCCUCCCCUUUCUGUUGGUGUGUCAGAGAACUAGAGACCUCCUCAUUUGGACCCCCAUUUUUUUUUUUUUUUUUUUUGCGCUGGCGAAUCACAAAGUGUUGGCAUCUAUUGCCUUUGUCUGACAAGUCAUCCAUAUAAGCAAAAAGGGGGGUCUGCAGAGGGGAGGAGGGGGACGGAGAGGAGGAGAGGGAGAAGGAGGAGGAGGAGGAGGGUUGCAGCUUUUAGAACCACAGACACAGAGAAGAGGCUUCAUUCCCAGCUCCAAAAAUCCAGCCUCACGCACCCUAUUGCGCCAAGAAAGCCUGAAUCCGGCGUGCAAGCCUUUCUUCACCCGUGAAUCGAGCCCACCAGGACUGAGGACAUAUCGGGGGGCCCUGUACGGAGAGAUUCCUGCGAGACAACAAAAAAAGAAAGAAAAGAAAGAAAGAAAAAGAAAAAGGAACCCGGUUCGGUCGCUGGCAUGCUGUGAGAAUUACCUCCAGCUUUGAGAAGCGCUCCUUCGGUCAUGCAGUGCACCUGCAAGAAGACAUCCAGUUGACGGACCGGACUGCUGAAGAAAAAAAAGAAAAAAAGCGAGAGAGAGAGAAAGAGAGAGAGAAGAGAGGGAACUUUAAGGGGAAGAAGUUGCCAUCGGAUCGGGGCUGGAGGGGGGGUCCAAAUUAUAAGUCCCUCCAUCGAUUAGAAUCACAUUUUUUUUUCUCCACAAUUCCCCCCCUCGAUAGGAAGGCGAAACGGCGACUUCAGUUGAUUAUCUGUCUUUCCUUUGCUAUCCAAUGGAUAUUCACUGCAAAGCAGACCCCUUCACGGCAAUGCACCGGCACGGAGGUGUGAACCAGCUCGGCGGGGUGUUUGUGAACGGCAGACCCCUCCCGGACGUGGUGAGGCAGCGGAUAGUGGAGCUGGCCCACCAGGGCGUCCGGCCCUGCGACAUCUCCAGGCAGCUGCGGGUGAGCCACGGCUGCGUCAGCAAGAUCCUCGGCAGAUACUACGAGACUGGCAGCAUCAAGCCUGGAGUCAUUGGUGGGUCCAAACCCAAAGUGGCCACUCCGAAAGUAGUGGAAAAAAUAGCAGACUACAAGAGACAAAACCCCACCAUGUUUGCCUGGGAGAUCAGAGACAGACUGCUGGCAGAGGGCAUCUGCGACAACGACACUGUUCCCAGCGUCUCAUCCAUUAAUAGGAUCAUCAGAACAAAGGUCCAGCAGCCUUUCCAUCCAUCUCCUGAUGGAUCAUCGCUUUCAACGCCCGGUCAUACAAUAGUACCAAACACAGCUUCCCCACCCGUAACCAGCGCCUCCAACGACCCUGCGGGAUCCUACUCCAUUAACGGGAUUUUGGGUAUUCCUCGAUCCAACGGAGAGAAGAGAAAAAGAGACGACGAUGGUUCAGAUGGUUCUGGCCCAAACAGUGAUUCUCAGGGUAGCGUGGAGAGUUUACGGAAGCACCUAAGGGCAGACGCCUUCACCCAGCAGCAGCUGGAAGCUUUGGACCGGGUCUUUGAGCGCCCCUCGUACCCCGACGUCUUCCCCACCUCGGAUCAUGUCAAACCGGAACAGGUUAGUAGUUUCCAAGCGCCGCUCAAGCCUAUAGCCACCGCGGAUGUUCCAGCACCGCCUCCCGCCAGCCACCGCCGACGCUCGCGCGCCGUCCUCCACGCGAUCCGCUUUGAUGCCUUCGGCAGCGUUCCCUGGCGAUCCACCCAAAAUCUGGAGCAGAUUGGGCCAUGUGGCAAGGAGAUACAGCUUUUUGAUUAA